GUGGUUAGCAACGUGGGAAUCUGAGCUUCUCCGCUUUGGAGGGGUGCUGAAGCUGACCGUUCUGCCGGUCUGUCCGUCAGCCUGCCUUUCUUCUUCGUCCUUCCGGGACACCCCGUCUGGAGGGAGUACUUGUCAUAAUGGCUGCUAUUUAUUCUGGUAUAUCCCUUAAGUUGAAAAGUAACAAAACUGCCUGGGAAGACAAACUGAAAUUGGCUCACUUUGCAUGGAUUUCUCAUCAGUGUUUUCUUCCAAAUAAAGAACAAGUAUUACUUGACUGGGCAAGACACAGUUUGGUUACAUAUUACAAGAAAAAACUUGAACUGAAGGAGGACAUUGUUGAAAGACUUUGGAUCUACCUGGAUAGCAUCCUGCACAGCAGAAAGUUACAGACUCUAAUCAAGAAUGGAAAGACAGUAAACCUCCAUUUUUCACUAGCCAAGAUCAUAAAUGAAAGAAUAUCUGAGUUCUCUGCUUCUGAUACCCAAAGAAAUGUGUGUGCUGUGCUGAGCUGCUGCCAAGGCGUUCUCUCAACGCCCGCUCUUGCUGUCAUAUACACAGCCAAGCAUGAGCUGAUACUGGAAUUAUUAAACAAGCUGUGCUGGCUGGCAUGUCGACGUCCAGAAGGAACCUUUAUAUCCCAGCUGUUUGAGGUUCUCCACUUGGCCUUUAGUCAGUAUCUCCUGAUCCAGCGUCAGCAAGUCAAUCCAAACCGUGUGUUUGGGGAAGUGAUUGGGCACCUAUUCCAGCCGUGCCUUGUCUUAAGACACUUGCUUUCUGUUGGCACGUGGGCACAGUGUGACCAAGGCCGUGUGCGGCAGUACCUGAGCAGGGAAGUUCGGAAUCAGAUUGAGUUGGUCAUUCAAGGGGGAAUCUUUCAGCCAGAAUUAUUGUCUUCUUACAAAGAGGAGCUCCUAUUGAAAGAACAGUCAAAGGACAAGAAGAAAGAGGCUAUUAAAAAUAUCCUGACACCAACUGACACCAUGAUCAACAAAUUGGUUGAUGUGGGCUCCUGUGAACCAUCUCUCCAUGUAACUGUUGUGGCUAACUCAGUGUCUUUACUAUAUAAACUCUUUUUGGAUUCUUACUCUAAGGAAGAAAAUCAACUCAUUUGUUUCCAUUUGCUCCCCAAGCUUUUUGGCUGUCUGAGGAUUUCAUGCCUGCCAGACGAGCAGGUAGAAGCCCUUUUGCUAUCAGACUGGACUAAUGAACUUUUGGUUGUAGAACAGCUCCUGAACUUGGUGGCCAACAACAGUAUCUACAACGUGGCUGCUGACCGGAUCCGGCACAAGGAGAUCCAAUUCCAGUUUUAUCGCCAACUUGCUGAGCUCCUGAUAAAACAUUCGCGGGCCUCUGUGCCAGCAUGGUUCCGAUGUCUCAAGACUUUGAUCUCCUUGAACCAUCUGAUUGUGGAGCCAGAUCUGGAUGACCUAGUUGCUUCAGCCUGGAUUGAUGCAGAAGUAACUGAGCCUCGAACCAAGAAAUCUCAGGAAUCCCUCAUCGAUGCACUGUUCCAGACUUAUGCCAAACUCAGACAGGUGCCUCGGUUAUUUGAAGAAGUUUUGGGUGUGAUCUGUCGGCCAGCUGCUGACCACCUGAGGCAACCCGUUUUGACUUUGAACCUGACGGUAGCGCUUCGGGAUUGUCUCGUGGAGUUGCCUCCAAAUCAGAUUCUGGAUACUUGGUCGCUUCUGCUAGAGAAGUGCCAGGCAUUGGUGCUGCCUUAUGUGAAGGGUGAUUCUGACAUGGCCCUCAAGUUGCUGUCCCUGAGUUUAUUGCUGCAUGGUAUCUUGUUUAGCAUGAGAUGUUUGGAUAGCGGCACUCCACUGCCUGUUGUCAAGCGCACUCAGCGGGUAAUGGAGAAAAUGCUUCAAGAGGUCAUUCAGCCUAUGCUUAACCUUCUGAGCAAUUACCAGUCCCAGACUUCAAAGCUUGAUCUAUGGCUAGAGAAGGUCAGGGAUUCCGCACUCCUGCUCUCCUAUACAUGGGCAGAAAUUGACACUAUGCUUAGUUUGAACUGCAGGCAAUAUGUCCCUGUAGUAGGGGCUGCCAGCAUUUCCUCCGAGACCUUGAACCUCUCUUCAUUCCUUGCAGGCAUCAAUAUGAAACAGUGGGAAAAGGUAGAAGAACUUACAAAGCAUUUUGCCUUUACUAGCAGGUAUUGCUUAGAACUGCUCUAUAUGCAGAAAAUGAAAAGGACUUUAAUGCGAAUGAGCUUCCAGUCUGAUAUAGACCUCCAGACUUUAAGGGAUGAUGCUGCCUUCAUUCUGCAUUCUGGCAACAAAAGCAUGAAACAAGGGGAGAUAACUAUGUGGAAUCAGCAAAUAGGGACAUUGAGUGCUUCCUCUUACCCAGUUGCACACUGGCACUUGAUUAUGUCAAAUCUUACAAUUCUUAUUUCCUAUCUCUCUUCAAAUGAUGUGACCUAUAUAGCCAGUGUACUGCUUGGGACUCUGCCCACGACUAAAACCCAGGAAAGCUCAGCAGAGGAAGAAUCAUCUAUUACAAUUGGACAAGUGUCCCGAGCUUUGUUUCACAGUCCCCUUUUUCCAGAAAUGCAAUCUCUCCACUCUGCUUUCUUAAGCUGUGUAAUUGAGAGAUGCACUAGGAUUCUGCUUUCUGGCAACCAUAACGACAAGAAACUCCUAAGUCAACAGUUACCCUGGCUUUUUGAAAAAGAUCACAUAAUUAUAACACAGUGGGAACUCAAAUCUGAAAAACAUAGACCUGAAACUUUGGAAUCAAAGGAAGGAGUUGCUCAGAACUUACUGACAUUAGCAAAGACAGACAUCCCCAUUAUUUUGAAGGGAGACCAACUAGAGAGAAUCAUGGACUUACUGGAAUUUUUUUCUGUUUUAAAACUAGACUCUCUCUUGCCAUCGCACCAUGUACACUGUUUUCUUUUGUUACUAUCCAUGGCAACCAACACCAAAGCUGAUAGCUCUUGCUUGUCAACAGGGAGUCUCAAAUUUCUAAUGACUUCUUACCAGCUCCUUGAUUACUUACAAAGGGGCAAAAAUGCCCGCUUAAUGUUUAAGAUCAUGUAUGCUAGUGAUAUAUUUGAGGUCAUAUUGACUUCGCUGUUUAAUGUAAGCAAGAGAUUUCUCAUUGACGUGGACACACCUUGCUGGUUGGAAUUUCUCCAGGUAAUAGGGACUUUCUUAGAACAUUUUUUUGAGGUAACUGUCCAGUUGAAGUUGAGUCUGGUCCUCAAUUUUGAGAAAAUCUUAUCGUUUCUCUCAAGUUGCACGAUAUACAAGGAAGCAACCUCAGGCAAGCACUUGGAAAACAGAGACUCCCCAAGCAGGCAACUUCUUUUGGUGUCUCUAACUAAGUUGUGUCAAAUUUUGAGUUGUUAUGUUGAGCAGAAGAAGUUCUCAAGUAGGCUACCUGAUUUAUUACAGCAAGCCAUCCUCCACACCGGCAUAUUUGUCCAGCAUUGCUCAGAGAACAAAGACUGGCUCCUUCCUUCAGUUUUCAUUUCAUCUGUUACUACGCUCCUUGAAGUUGAACUGAACCAUCAAUCCAGGGCCAGAGACUCAGUGUGUUCAGAAGCCAAAGACAGCAUGCUGCUUUCCCAUACUGCUCAGUAUAGGAAAGUUUAUUCUUGGAUAUUGACAGAAUUGCCAAGUCUGGCAGCAAAUGACCAGUCAUUCAAGUUAGCCUUGCAGUUCUUGACACUGUUCUCUUCGAUUCUAGAGUUGCAUCCUAGCGAGGAUACAGUUUUUGUUAGUAUAUUUCAUUCCAUAAAAAGAGUACUUGCUGAUCCUAGAAUACAGGUCAGUGAAGAUGUGGAACCUCUUAUGGUGGCACUGUUUAACCAGUUGCUGGUUGAUGGCACCACUGAGGAAUUUCAGAUGGUAAUGCAGCAUAUACUCCAGGGACUAGAGAUCAGCAACAUUUGGAGACCAGAUAUAAAUGAUAUUUUGUCAGCUAUUAAAUUGAUCAAAUUGCUGCUCAAAUGCCCUUCAGAUGGAGAGAAAAUAAGAUCUUUCUGGGUGGUCUGCCCUCAGAUAAUCUCAGCUUUAACUUUUCAAAACAAAGAGGCUUGUCAGGACCAGUCCUUGCUUCUCACUGUUGUUGUACCCAUUUUAGAUACAGUGGCUUCUUUGCUUCGCCAAGGAGAAAGCAUAAUUAAAAAUCCACAUCACGUCAGCCUGGCAUUCAGUAUUCUCUUGGCAGUCCCUUUGGAUCACCUGAAGCCCCAGGAAUACAGUAGUGUCUUCCUAGGGAUACACGAAGUACUCUUUUCCAUCCUGCAGUGUCACUCAAAGGUGAUGCUGAAAGCCUUGCCCUCUUUUCUGAACAGUUUUUACAGACUGGUAUCUUCAGUUAUGCAUGAAGGCCGUCAGAAAGACAAAGGGAAUACAGAAGAUCUGACCAUAGUUUUGGAAUGUGCACGCUUGGUAGAAAGAAUGUAUAGCCACAUAGCUGCAAAGUCUGAAGACUUUACAAUGUUUUCUUCUUUCAUGGUGGCCCAGUAUGUGAGUGAAUUGCAAAAGGUGACUCUGUAUCCAGCUGUGAAGAACCUGCUGAAGGAGGGAAUUUAUCUUAUACUGGAUCUCUGCAUUGAACGGGACAUCCAUUUCCUAAGGACCUCAUUACAGCCUGGUGUGAGAGAAGUCUUUAAGGAACUGUACAAUGACUAUACCAAAUAUCACAAGAAUAAAAACAGAGGGGAGGAAAAAUACACUGCUUAAAUCUUUGUAAUAGCCUUAUAAAAUAGCUAUUAUUGAUUCUUUAAAAUUGUAUUAAGCUUCAAAUACAAUUUCUAU
Messenger RNA from Trichosurus vulpecula (common brushtail), 4772 nucleotides. RefSeq names its product URB2 ribosome biogenesis homolog (gene URB2). Lineage: Eukaryota; Metazoa; Chordata; Mammalia; Diprotodontia; Phalangeridae. Gene Ontology annotation, biological process: ribosome biogenesis. Bases 138 to 4697 code for a protein of 1519 amino acids. The transcript has 10 exons. Gene Ontology annotation, cellular component: nucleolus. The record is from RefSeq and is a predicted model, not a curated record.